Messenger RNA from Dujonia railenensis, 855 nucleotides. NCBI's taxonomy places the organism in Eukaryota, Fungi, Ascomycota, Pichiomycetes, Serinales, Debaryomycetaceae. The record is from the annotation of a GenBank genome assembly.
AUGGAAGAAGUCGAUAGUGUUCUCGUCGAUAACGUUAAAUCAUUCGCCUCUGGUGGAUUCGGUGGUAUCUGCGCCGUCUUAACAGGUCACCCAUUUGAUUUGGUUAAAGUCCGUUUACAGACGGGCAUCUACCAAUCUUCUGCUGAAUGUAUCAAACAGACCUUGGCCAAAGAUGGGCCAAAGGGGUUCUACAGAGGUGUUUUACCUCCUCUUAUUGGUGUUACUCCAAUGUUUGCUGUUUCGUUCUGGGGUUACGAUAUGGGUAAAAAAUUGGUUAGUCAAUACACUGGACACGAGGCAAAGGAUUUCACAAUUGGUGAGAUAUCCACCGCGGGGUUCUUUUCGGCCAUCCCCACUACCUUGGUUGCUGCACCAUUCGAAAGAGUUAAGGUGAUGAUGCAAGUUGCAGACGGAUCCAAGAAGGCCACCAUGGGCUCAGUGAUCAAGGAAAUGUACAAAACUGGAGGUAUCAGAUCUAUUUUCAAGGGUUCUGUAGCCACAUUGGCUAGAGACGGACCAGGUUCUGCAUUGUACUUCGCCACUUAUGAGUUCUUAAAGGCUAAGUUGUCCACUCCAGGUGAGCAGAUGUCGAUUUUAGCCAUUUGUACUGCUGGUGGGUUUGCUGGUGUUUCUAUGUGGUUGGGUGUUUUCCCCAUUGAUACCAUUAAAUCCAAGCAGCAGUCCUCUAACACAAGCGUUUCAAUUGCCCAGACCACGAAGAGUAUUUACCGUUCUGGAGGAAUCAAGGCCUUCUUCCCUGGGGUUGGACCAGCCUUGGCCAGAUCUUUCCCAGCCAACGCAGCAACAUUCUUAGGUGUGGAACUUGCAAGAAACUUUUUCGAUAAGCUCAUUUAA